AUGGGCAAGAGGCAGCUCAGCGGGCUGGAGAUCAGCCUGAUCGUCCUCUUCUCCAUAGCAACAGCCAUAACCUGUGUCCUCAUCGGGCUGCUGGCAACAGGACAGUCUGGAGUCAAAGAUCCAGGUAAGGACUCCCCACGGAUGCUGCAGGAUUUUUACCCCCAGUGUCCGAAUAUACAAACAGAGGAGAGGAUUGACUGCAUCCCGGAUCAACUGGCAACAAAGAGGACCUGCUCUCUCCGUGGCUGCUGCUGGAGGCCCCAGGGCGACACCAACGUGCCCUGGUGUUUCUUCUCCCCAAAACACGGCUACAGAGUCGAGGGGUCAAAAAAAUCCACCAAGGCAGGGUUUGAGGCCACACUGAAGAGGUUGCCAUCACCUACUCUCUUCGGGAACGACAUUCAGACCGUUCUGCUCACCGGGGAGUAUCAGACACCAAACCGCUUCCAUUUCAAGAUCACUGAUCCUAAAAAAAAGCGGUUUGAAGUCCCUCACGAGCAUGUGAAACCAUUCACUGGAUCUGCAGCCUCCAACCUGAAGUACCAAGUGACGCUCAAGCAGAACCCCUUUGGCCUCGUGGUGACCAGAGCGAGCAAUGGCAAAGUGCUGUUUGACACCACCAUAGGCCCCCUUGUGUACGCUGACCAGUUCUUACAGCUCUCAAUCAAACUGCCCAGCAGCAACAUUUACGGGGUGGGGGAGCACGUGCACAAGCAGUACCGGCACGAUGUCAACUGGAAAACCUGGCCCAUGUUCAGCAGGGAUAUCGGCCCCUCUGGAGAAAUGCAUAACUUAUAUGGAGUUCAAACUUUCUUCCUGUGUUUGGAAGACACCACUGGAGCCUCCUUUGGUGUUUUCUUAAUGAAUAGCAAUGCCAUGGAGUUUGUGGUGCAGCCUGCUCCAGCAGUGACCUACAGAACCAUUGGUGGGAUCCUGGAUUUCUACAUCUUCCUGGGGGACACUCCAGAGCAUGUAGUCCAGCAGUACCUGCAGUUCGUGGGAUUGCCAUGGUUUCCCUCCUACUGGAGCCUGGGCUUCCAGCUGAGCCGCUGGAAUUACGGCUCCCUGGAGGAGGUGAUGAAGGUGGUGAACAGGAACAGGGACAUUGGACUCCCUUAUGAUGUCCAGUUCACAGACAUCGACUACAUGGAGGGAAAGAAAGAUUUCACGUACGACAAAGAGAAGUUUAGAGAUCUCCCUCAGUUUGCAGAGUAUAUGCACAACUAUGAACAGAAAUACGUUAUCAUAUUGGAUCCUGCCAUUAGCACACAAAACCUGGUGGAUGGAAGCGCCUAUGGAAGCUACGUCAGGGGAACAGAGAGAAAAGUCUGGGUUAAUGAAUCCGACGGAGUAACAGCCUUAGUGGGGGAGGUGUGGCCAGGGGAAACCGUGUUCCCAGACUUCACCAACCCAGAGUGUACGAGCUGGUGGGCGGAAGAAUGCAAAUUAUUUUAUGACACGGUGCCAUACGAUGGAAUCUGGAUUGAUAUGAAUGAAGUAUCCAACUUCAUUAAAGGCUCAAAACGUGGCUGUGAACAGAAUGACUUAAACUACCCUCCUUACACUCCCAGAAUUCUCGACAGGCUGAUGUUUUCCAAGACGGUGUGCAUGGAUGCAGUGCACACGUGGGGGAAGCACUAUGAUGUCCACAGUCUCUACGGAUAUUCCAUGGGCAUAUCCACACAGAAAGCCAUCGAGAGAGUGUUUCCUGGAAAGAGGAGCUUCGUUCUUUCGAGGUCCACUUUUGUGGGAUCAGGAAAGCAAGCAGGACACUGGCUGGGAGAUAAUGCAGCAACGUGGGAUCACCUAAGAUGGGCAAUACCUGGAAUGCUGGAGUUCAACCUCUUCGGAUAUCCCUAUAUUGGAGCAGACAUUUGUGGCUUCUUUGACAACACCACAGAAGAACUUUGCCGGCGCUGGAUGCAAGUGGGAGCAUUUUACCCCUUUUCCAGGAACCACAAUGCUGAGGGGUACAUAUCUCAAGACCCGGCUGCGUUUGGAGCUGACUCGGUGCUGGUGAGCAGCUCCAAGCACUACCUGAACAUUCGCUACACGCUGCUGCCCUACCUGUACACCCUCUUUUACAAAGCCCACACUCAGGGAGACACAGUUGUACGGCCGCUUCUGCACGAGUUCUACUCAGACGAAGCAACGUGGGACAUCAGCUGGCAGUUCCUGUGGGGUCCUGGGCUGAUGAUUUCCCCUGCACUUGAUCCAGGAGUGAAUGUCACCCGCAUCUACCUCCCUGACGCACCAUGGUAUGGGUUUGAGACGGGCGAGCCGGUGGUUUUGAGGAAAAUGUGGUACAAUUUAAGUACACCAGCGGACAAAAUCGGAGUCCAUUUGAGAGGAGGAUACAUUUUCCCCACCCAAAAACCAGGCAACACGACAGUUGCAAGCCGCAAGAAUCCAAUGGGACUUAUAAUUGCCCUGAAUAGUGAUAAUAGUGCUGUUGGGGACUUGUUCUGGGAUGAUGGGGAAUCUACAGGUACCAUUGAGAAUAAAACCUACCUUUUCUAUGAGUUUACAUGUUCCGAUAAUUCUCUGGUCAUGAAUGUUACAUUCAACAACUACAACGAUCCAAACAACUUGAAAUUUGAAGAAAUCAAGAUCUAUGGAGUGACCCGGGAAAUAACAGCAGUCACUGUGUAUCAGAACGACGUUGUGCAGAAUGACCCACUUAACAUCACCUACGAUGCUGCGAACCAGGCUGCUCUUAUAACAGGACUUCAGCUUGAACUGGGAAAAUCUUACACAUUAAAAUGGCAGCAGGGCCAAAGUCUCAGUGAAAGGUUUGAUUGUUAUCCCGAUCUUGAUCCAACAAAGGAAAAAUGUGAACAGCGCGGCUGUGCCUGGGAAGAAACGUCAAACCCAGGUGUCCCUCCCUGCUACUACACCUCUGCCAACCCUUUCUACCUGGAGAACCUCCAGUACUCCCCCACAGGGGUUGUGGCUGACCUGACUUUUGACAGUGCCAGGGUCAGAGCUAACGAGGCUGCCACUGCUCCAAUCAGCACUCUGCGCCUGGAGGUGAUAUAUCACCUCGACAACAUGCUGCAGUUCAAGAUCUAUGAUCAUCAAAACCCACGCUAUGAGGUUCCAGUCCCACUAAAUCUCCCCAGCUCCCCAACAAACUCGAGCCAGAGCCGACUUUAUCAAGUAGCCCUUCAGAUACAACCCUUUGGAAUAGAAAUUCAGCGCCACAGCACGGGCACAGUCAUCUGGGAUUCAACCCUGCCCACCUUCACGUUCAGCGACAUGUUCAUCCAGAUUUCCACCCGCUUGGCGUCCCAGUACAUCUACGGGUUUGGGGAGGCGGAAAAGGUCACCUUCCGACACGACGUGAACUGGCACACCUGGGGAAUGUUCACCAGGGAUCAGCCCCCUCGUUACAAGCUGAAUUCCUAUGGUUUCCAUCCAUUUUACAUGGCUCUUGAAGAGGAUGGCAAUGCCCACGGGGUUCUCUUGCUUAACAGCAAUGCAAUGGAUGUGACUUUGCAGCCAGCCCCUGCCCUGACAUACCGGACAACCGGAGGGAUUCUCGACUUCUACAUGUUCUUGGGCCCGACGCCAGAGCUGGUUGUCCAGCAGUACACUGCACUGAUUGGACGGCCGGUCAUGCCAGCCUACUGGUCUUUGGGCUUCCAGUUGUGCCGCUACGGGUACAGGAACGACACAGAGGUGUCCCAGCUGGUGGAGGAUAUGAAGGCAGCUGACAUUCCUCAUGAUGUCCAAUAUGUAGAUAUUGACUACAUGGAGAGGCAACUGGACUUCACCCUUAGCCCACGCUUUGCUGGAUUACCAGCUCUGGUUAACAGAAUCAGAGCAGAUGGAAUGAGAUUCAUCAUCAUCCUGGAUCCAGCCAUUUCUGGAAAUGAAACCAAUUAUCUUGCCUUCGACAGAGGUGUGGCGAAUGAUGUCUUCAUGAAACGGCCUAAUUCCAAUGAAAUUAUAUAUUCCAAGGUCUGGCCGUUUCUUCCUAAUGUAACUGUUGAUGAGUCCCUGCCCGAGCAAACCCAGAUACAGCUCUUUGGAGCACAUGCUGCUUUCCCAGAUUUCUUGCGCAAUUCCACAGCCGAGUGGUGGAAGACAGAAAUCCUGGAGGUCUACAACAAUCCCAUCGACCCCCAGAAAAGCAUCAAGUUCGAUGGCCUGUGGACUGACAUGAAUGAACCAGCAGCUUUUUCGAACGGUGCUCUUGAUGGCUGCAGAGACGACCUCCUGAACAACCCACCCUACAUGCCUCAUUUGGGAAACAGGUCAGAGGGAUUAACCUUCAAAACUCCAUGCAUGGAAGGUGUGCAGCAUCUCCCAGAUGGGACCCCGGUCAGACACUUUGACGUCCACACCCUUUAUGGGUGGUCACAGGCCAAACCUACCUUGGAGGCUCUGCAUGAGGCCACCCAGGAGCGUGGGAUCGUGAUCACCCGUUCCACCUACCCCAGCAGCGGGAGGUGGGCAGGGCACUGGCUGGGGGACAACGCGGCCGAGUGGGAUCAGCUCGGCAAAUCCAUCAUUGGGAUGAUGGAUUUCAGCCUCUUUGGAAUGUCUUAUACAGGAGCUGAUAUCUGUGGCUUCUUCUACGACGCAGAGUAUGAGAUGUGCCUUCGCUGGACGCAGCUGGGUGCAUUUUAUCCAUAUUCCAGGAAUCACAACCAGAAAGGAACCAGGAGGCAAGAUCCUGUUUCCUGGAAUGCAACAUUUGUGGAGAUUUCCAAGAACGUGCUGAAUGUCAGAUACACCCUGUUGCCUUAUCUCUACACACUAUUGCAUGAUGCCCAUGCCAGUGGUAGCACUGUGAUCCGGCCUCUAUUCCACGAGUUUGUGACAGACAAAAACACCUGGGACGUGUAUGAGCAGUUCCUCUGGGGACCUGCCCUGCUCAUCAGCCCCGUGCUGCAACAGAAUGCUGUAACAGUGAGGGCUUACCUGCCCAGUGCCCGCUGGUACGAUUACUACACGGAUGAGAAUGUCGGCCUUACAGGACAAUACAGAGUUUUCCAAGCUCCUUUGGAUCACAUCAACCUGCACAUCCGAGGUGGGCACAUCCUUCCUUGGCAAAAACCUGCCAGGACAACUUUUCUCAGCCGGAAAAACCCAAUGGGACUCACGGUGGCAUUGGAUGACGGUCUGUUUGCAGAAGGACACCUUUAUUGGGAUGAUGGGGUUCUGAUUGAUGCAUAUGAAAAGGGUCAAUAUCUGCUGACAUCAUUCACUGCUAAUCAGACUGUUCUAGAUAUCAGGGUUCUGCAUGAUGGCUACACCGACCCAAAUAACUUACAGUUUACUGAAAUCAAGGUCCUGGGGGUGCCCAGCAGUGUCAGCCAGGUGACGGUGUCACAGAAUGGUGCGACAGUCCCAUCCCCUCAUAACUUGAUCUACACCAGCAGCAAGCAGCUCCUGACAAUCACUGGGCUUCAGCUGAGAUUAGGCCAAAACUACACCCUGCAGUGGAGCUGAAAUGCCUGUAAAACGUCGGCCACAACGCCGCCUUUUCUCCUGUUUUAAAAAUCUCUUUCAAUUUUUCAACUU
Messenger RNA from Empidonax traillii (willow flycatcher), 5532 nucleotides. RefSeq names its product sucrase-isomaltase (gene SI). Bases 1 to 5460 code for a protein of 1819 amino acids. NCBI's taxonomy places the organism in Eukaryota, Metazoa, Chordata, Aves, Passeriformes, Tyrannidae. The transcript is spliced from 47 exons. The record is from RefSeq and is a predicted model, not a curated record. Gene Ontology annotation, biological process: carbohydrate metabolic process. Gene Ontology annotation, molecular function: alpha-1,4-glucosidase activity; carbohydrate binding.